ACAAAAUCUUGUAAUUUUUUAAUAUAAAUAAAGCUAAACCUUUACGAAGAAGAAAGACUCUGGUGAUUGAUUCUCCAAAGUCUAAACCUAGUAAAAGCCAAGUCUCAUUCCUCGGGUGAACUCAACAACCGACGAUGGCAGAACUAAGGUUAUCAGAAACUCGAGACUUAACUAGGAUCGAAAGAAUCGGAGCACACUCACACAUACGAGGUUUAGGUCUCGACUCAGUACUCGAGCCACGAGCCGUAUCCGAAGGAAUGGUUGGUCAAAUCAAAGCACGUAAAGCCGCCGGAGUAACCCUCGAGUUGAUCAGAGACGGCAAAAUCUCGGGUCGGGCUAUACUUAUAGCGGGUCAACCCGGAACGGGUAAAAUCGCAAUAGCAAUGGGUAUAGCAAAAUCACUUGGACAAGAAACACCAUUCACUAUGAUUGCAGGAAGUGAGAUCUUUUCUUUAGAGAUGUCAAAGACUGAAGCUUUAACUCAAGCUUUUCGUAAAGCUAUUGGUGUUAGGAUCAAAGAAGAGACUGACGUGAUAGAAGGAGAAGUUGUGACGAUUUCGAUUGAUAGACCUGCUUCUUCUGGUGGUUCUGUGAAGAAGACUGGGAAGAUAACAAUGAAGACGACUGAUAUGGAAUCUAAUUUUGAUUUGGGAUGGAAAUUGAUUGAGCCAUUGGAUAAGGAGAAAGUACAGAGUGGUGAUGUUAUUGUUUUGGAUAGGUUUUGUGGGAAGAUUACUAAGCUUGGAAGAUCUUUUACGAGGUCUAGAGAUUUUGAUGUUAUGGGUUCAAAGACUAAGUUUGUGCAGUGCCCUGAAGGUGAGCUUGAGAAGAGGAAGGAGGUUUUGCAUUCUGUCACACUUCAUGAGAUUGAUGUUAUUAAUAGCAGGACUCAAGGGUAUCUAGCCCUCUUCACAGGUGAUACAGGCGAGAUUCGUUCAGAAACCCGAGAGCAAAGCGAUACUAAAGUGGCAGAGUGGAGAGAAGAAGGGAAAGCUGAAAUAGUACCUGGUGUUCUCUUCAUUGAUGAAGUCCAUAUGCUUGAUAUCGAAUGCUUCUCUUUCCUGAAUAGAGCUCUCGAAAACGAUAUGUCACCAAUCCUGGUCGUGGCUACAAACAGAGGAAUGACAACAAUCCGAGGAACAAACCAGAUAUCAGCACAUGGGAUCCCAAUCGAUUUUCUUGACCGUCUUCUUAUUAUCACAACACAGCCUUACACACAAGACGAGAUCAGAAAUAUUUUAGAGAUCCGUUGCCAAGAAGAGGAUGUGGAGAUGAACGAGGAAGCGAAACAGCUUCUGACUUUGAUCGGAUGUAAUACCUCGCUUAGGUACGCGAUUCAUCUAAUCAAUGCAGCUGCCCUAGCUUGCCUGAAACGUAAAGGGAAAGUCGUAGAGAUUCAGGACAUUGAGAGAGUUUAUAGAUUGUUUUUAGACACCAAGAGAUCGAUGCAGUACUUGGUUGAGCAUGAGAGCGAGUACUUGUUUAGCGUGCCUAUAAAAAACACACAGGAGGCUACUGCAGGAGAAGAAACAGAACACGAGGCCAUGGAAGUUUGAGAAUUUUGUUUUAUUGCUUUUUCAAGAACUUAUUUUUUCA
Messenger RNA from Arabidopsis thaliana (thale cress), 1596 nucleotides. RefSeq names its product P-loop containing nucleoside triphosphate hydrolases superfamily protein. Gene Ontology annotation, molecular function: ATP binding; ATP-dependent activity, acting on DNA; DNA helicase activity. The record is from RefSeq and is marked reviewed. Gene Ontology annotation, cellular component: nucleus. The transcript is spliced from 2 exons. Lineage: Eukaryota; Viridiplantae; Streptophyta; Magnoliopsida; Brassicales; Brassicaceae. The coding region runs from base 135 to 1556 and encodes 473 amino acids.